UAUGAAAAUAUCGAGUUGUCAAUGACAUGAACAUAACUUUAUUAUGUCUACACUAAAUAUACGUGGAUGUCUUAUUAACUUAUGACCGUCCGCAACAAAAUUGCAGUGAAUGUAGGCUUUAAAAGGAUUUAAGCAGUUGAUCGAUUCGAUCAGGACCCCGAGGGAACAGCAUGCAUUCCGACUAUAUCUAUAGAGGGUAUAGGAAGGCUCGUCGAAACUUCUCGCUAAAAACCUAUUUCUUGCUGCUUUUAUGGUGGAUUUUGGCUGCGGGACAGUGGGCGAUGGUGUGUUUGGUUAAAGAGAUUCAAGAUGCAUUCCGGGAUCAUUACUACAUAAGUCUGGUGGCCUUCUUUUUAUCAAUUUUUAUUUUUGCUCUGUUCCUGUUCAUCGAGAGGCUGCGCUACAAUGCAAUUCUGUCCAUCAUAAUUUCAUUUAUUAUUGUAGAGUUGCAAAUUCUUGCCCUCUUCAUGCUCGUCUCUCGCUCUUUUUGGGGAGAAAUGCUUCUGUACUUCGCGAUCUGUGUAGUAGCAAUAUUUAUAUUUGUGAUCAUCGGAUUGAUUGUACCAAGACAGAUCGAUUGCACGCUCCAUAUAGCUUUACUUUUUAUACUCGCCUUUCUCUUUCUUCUUAUCACCGUCUUCUUUCUUAUGCAUCAACUACUGGUCCCAGAGAUGUGGAAAGACAUUAAAAAACAUGGCUUUUAUCUGAUUCAAAUUCCAAUUACAAUCACCAUACUAUUAUUUGUCAUGUACCAUGCGCAAACAAUAAAUGGCGGGAGAUUCGCGGAGAUGCGUCUCCAUGAUUUUUGUCUUGGAUCAUUGAUUCUUUUCCACGAUUUUCUCAUCAUUUAUUGGUUAACAUUCUACUGGCAAAUGAUGUCAGGAUAUGUCUCACCCGAUGACUGGACACAUUUAUCAACGUUUUGGAAUCAAGAUAGGAGAGUAGUUCGACUCGAUUUCGAUGAUUAUACAGAGAGCAUUUUAUCCAAUAAUAAAGCAGAAGAGAAUGUUGUGUUUAUUUCUCAACAUCAACCAACUUCGGAUCAACCGAAACUGGGAAUAACUCUUGACUUUAGGGAAGACGAUGUGCUAAGAACACCAAUACCGAUGAGUGAACGAAGUUGGAGGCUUAAACGUUUAACAAAAGACAUUAGAAAGGCAGAUUAUAGACAAAUAGCUACAGAAGAGGGACCUGGAAUCGAUUAUAUCAAUUGAUUUGAAAUAUAAUUUUUAAAAAAUACAAUUUACCUUAAAAAUUUAAUAAAAUUGUGAUUGUAAUUGAGAGGAAAUAUACUGAAGGCUAUACUAUUUCAUUCAAAAUAUAUUAUAGCGUACAAAAUUCACCAGAUUAUCAGCCAAAGCAACUAAGAGACAUAGUAAGUAUGCGCCUGUUAUUCGUUUUUUUUGAUUGAUCUGCGUGCAAAUAUAACAAGUGUUGUCGAAAAAAAGUACAUCUCCAUCUCUUAUAGUCCAUGAGAUCUUAGACGGGCAGAUGGGCAUAGCUAUAUCGUCUCGGCUGUUGGUCUUGGUUCAAUUUUGAGAUCUUUACAUUAAUGAAACUAGAUUAUAAUCUUGAAUUUGAAGAUUGGGCAAUCUAGAGUUUUUUUAGAACUUUGAUAAUGUUUUAAAAAUAAACCUUGUUUAAAUUUUGCCAUCAUACAAUCUAUAUUUCAGAUUUUAUUCUUGAUUUUAGAACGUUUUUUCUUUCUGUGGACCUUUCUAGUACACACAAAGUUUAUAAUACUCUUCUAACCUAUGAGUAGUCGUUAAUGUUAAUGAUUAAUCAGUCGGUUAAUAAAAACGGUCAAAUAACUUUAUACAUAUAUUCGUAUAAUUUUAAAAUUUACAGAUACUUUACCGUUAAAUGUCAAAUUUAUAUUUAUAAUUUAUUUAAUUCUUGUGAGCUGUUUUGUUGUCUGCUGUAAAUGAUAUUUGUCAAGCACGAAGUUUUGGAAGUUUAGAGUUCCGGCUGCCAUGAAAGCGAGCUACCAGAAAUACCGCAUCUACAAGAAAACCCGUCGGAAGUUUGCUUUCCAGUCUUAUUUGCUAUUGUGUGUAUGGCUUGUACUAGGUAUAAUACAAUGGUGUGUUGUCUGCCUUGCUGAUCCCGUAAGAGAAGUAUUCUAUGACUAUUAUCAAGUAAGCUUUAUCACAUUUGUCGUAGCGCUUCUGUUUUUUUCCUUUUAUGUAUAUUUUGAGAAGCUACGAUUCAACAAUGGUCUUAACUAUCUGAUCAGCGUAUUAAUUAUUGAGCUGCAAAUAAUAUCGCUUUUCGCAUUGGUUGCACGAGUAUAUUGGCCCGAUCUGAUAUUCUUUUUUGCAUUAUGUGUUCUUGUAUUGUUUAUGGCUAUAUUUAUUAGCUCUAUACUUCCAAGGCGGAUUGAUUUAACCAUAGACGUGGCACUGCUUUUCAUUUAUGGUUUCUUCAGCAUGUUGGGUGCAAUUUUCUUUAUCAUGUGUCGUUUUCUGAUAACUGAGAAAAAGUUAGGACGCUAUAUAACCAGGGAAUCUCAAUCUUUUCUCAUUUCUGAAUUAUUAAUUUCCUUUAUGAUUCUCAUGUUUGUCAUGUAUCAUGCUCAAACCAUUAAUGGAAGCCGAUUUGCGGAGAUGCGACUUAAUGACUUUUUGCUGGCAUCGCUAAUUCUCUUCCAUGACUUUCUUAUCAUUUAUUGGCUGACAUUCUACUGGCAAUUCAACAAUAAACCCUUGACACCUGACAAUAUGCUAAGAACUACCACAGCAUCAGAUGAUGAAGAAAAGUAUUAUGACGAAGGUGAUACAGAAAGUCCUGUUGGUACAGAGGAUAGCAGUGAAGCUGAUCUUGUUACAACGGACGAUUAUAUAGAUGAUACAUUUUCCGAUGAAACUGACGAUGUUUUGAGUUCUACAUCAGUAAUGUCUUCUGAUGACGAGUAUUUUUACAGUAGUGAAACUUCUUCGGCAGCAACAGACGAUUAUGUUGACUAUAGUUCUGAUGCAUCUUCUGAUGAUGCUAGCGCUGAAGAUUCUAGUGAGGUUUCUAUUGUAACAACAGACGAUUCUGAAGCUAAUAUUACGGGAUCGUUUUCUGGUGCUGCAACUUCUAGUGUCGAUUCUAGUGAGGCUUCAGUGACAACAUUAGUCAAUUCGAGUGCUGAAAUUACAGGAUCGUUUUCUGAAGCUGCAACGUUUUCUAGUAUCGAGGCAUCUAUGGCAACAUCUAUCGGUUCUAGUGUGGCAAUUACGGAAUCUUCUGCUGCAACUGCAAUAUCUUCUGAAGGCGAUCCGACUGAGGACUCUGUGACAACAGCAGUCGACUCUAGUGCUGCAAUGACGGAAUCUUCUGCUGCAACUAAAACAUCAUCUGAUAAUGUUUCUACUCAGGUUACUGUAGCAACAACCGACGAUUCUAGUGCUGCAAUAACGGAAUCUUCUACUCCAACUGCAAUGUCUUCUGAUAGCUAUUCUACUGAGCCUUCUGUGGUCACAACAGUUGACUCAAGUACUGCAAUUAUGGAAUCUUCUAAGGCAACUGAAAAGUCUUCUGAUGACGAUCCCACUGACGAUUCUGUGACAACAACAGUUGACUCUAGUGCUGCAAUUACGGAAUAUUCUUCUGCAACUCCAACGUCCUCUGAUGAUGUUUCUGGUGAUGAUGAUGUUUCUGGUGAUGAUGAUGUUUCUGUGGCAACAACAGUUGACUCUAGUGCUGCAAUUACGGAAUCUUCUGCUGCAACUGUAAUGUCAACUGAUAACAAUUCUACUGAGACUUCUGAGACAACAACAG
Drosophila sulfurigaster albostrigata is the source of this 3765-nucleotide messenger RNA. Its product is annotated as dentin sialophosphoprotein-like. Bases 171 to 1214 code for a protein of 347 amino acids. Lineage: Eukaryota; Metazoa; Arthropoda; Insecta; Diptera; Drosophilidae. The transcript is spliced from 9 exons. The record is from RefSeq and is a predicted model, not a curated record.